Cuscuta campestris is the source of this 737-nucleotide messenger RNA. NCBI's taxonomy places the organism in Eukaryota, Viridiplantae, Streptophyta, Magnoliopsida, Solanales, Convolvulaceae. The record is from the annotation of a GenBank genome assembly.
AUAUUAAGGGAGAAGCUAUCUAGGGAUAUAUGGGCAAGAUGGGAGUAGUUGCUCUGAUGCUAGUUUGCAUACUUGUUGGUGCCUCCGCCGCCGUGCCGGUGGUGUCCGGGGUGGCUUUCGGGCCGGGCGGGGUGGAUCAGUGGUUUGAAAAGCUUCCAAAAGCGAAACCAAAGAUAACCAAACUGCACUUCUACUACCACGACAUCGUCACCGGAAACAAGCCAACAGCGUACCAAAUUGCUGAGUCGAAUUUCACCGGCAAGUCCACCACCCGGUUCGGAGCCCUCUCCGUAAUGGACGAUUUGCUGACUGAGACCCCAGAUCCUCGUUCGAAGGUGGUCGGCCGAGGUCAGGGAACCUAUGGGUUCACUGGAGUCGACGAGGUUAGCCUUCUCAUGGUUCUUAACUUUUUUUUCACGGGCGGCGGAGAGUUUAACGGUAGCACUCUUAGCAUUCUCGGCCGGAACGCCUACUACAAUGAAUACCGUGAGAUGCCCAUCGUCGGGGGCACUGGCGUUUUCCGGCUGGCAAGUGGCAUCGCCACCGCGCAGACUAAUUAUUUCAAUCUCACGUCAGAUAAUGCCAUUGUUGAGUACAAUCUCGUGGUGUUGCAUUAUGAUUUUGAAUAGUGUAAUCUGUGUUGCAUCACUUGCUUUCUAAUUUCCCAAUAACUUCAAUUCCUAUAUUUAUAUAACGACUUAUGCUUUCUAAUUUCCCAAUAACUUUAAUUCCGUGGG